Molecule: messenger RNA, 543 nt
Organism: Zingiber officinale
Lineage: Eukaryota; Viridiplantae; Streptophyta; Magnoliopsida; Zingiberales; Zingiberaceae
Product: vacuolar-processing enzyme-like
Exons: 5
Coding region: 1-543 (180 amino acids)
Biological process (GO): vacuolar protein processing
Molecular function (GO): cysteine-type endopeptidase activity
Source: RefSeq, a predicted model, not a curated record
AUGGAGUAUGAUGACAACAGAUAUAACUCAAGUAGAGGUGCACAUUUAAAUCUCAAACGUGCAGAAAAAGCUAGCAUAUUGGUUAACAAGAAUCCAGCUCUUGUUGAUACUCUGGCCGGUAAGACUCAUGCUUGGGAGGAGGAUCGUGGCAUGCUAUUCAUGUAUGAGAGUUAUGAAAGAUUAGAGGAAGGGUCAAACAAAAAGAAGGAAAUUCUCUCGGAGAUCACUGAGAUGAUGAUGCACAGAGCACACCUUGACAGUAGCAUCAAACUCAUCGGCAAUCUAAUUUUUGGAUCGGCUGUUGCACCUUCAGUCCUCAAAACCGUGAGGCCAUCUGGUCAGGCUCUGGUUGAUGAUUGGGUCCAAGCAUUCGAGUCGCAUUGUGGAUCGCUCACUCAAUAUGGCAUGAAGUAUAUGCGAGCUUUCGCAAACAUAUGUAACGAGGGUGUCUCGAAGGAUGCGAUGGAAGAAGCUUGUGGUAAUGUUUGUGGCAGCUACAACUCAGCUAAGUGGAGUCCCUUUAUCCAUGGCUACAGUGCAUGA